AUGGGAGAGAUUAUUGUGUCACCAACAUGGCAAAGUCGUAUACUUUAUUCUGUAGACGAUAAUGCACCAUUCUUCCGUGGAAACUUGGAAUUCAUAGUCAAUGAAGAAUUGAUUUUUGGAGGGUUGAUUUUUUUAAAUUUGGCAUUUUUACGACGCAUUGCUCCAUACCUACGUGAAGCAAGAGUCUUGGCAAUUGAUGGCACAUUUGGUGUCAUUCCGCGAGUUCCUGCUGAUGCCGAGCAGUUGAUCACAAUCCACGCUGUCUUGGACAAUGUCUCAGUUCCUGUUUUAUAUACAUUAUUAAAUCGUAGAACAGAAAACGUCUACAUAGGACUGUGGCAAUAUGUGCGAAAUAAUUUACCAGAAGAUAUUUUUGACUGGCAAAAUGUAAGUAUUGUGUCAGACUUUGAAACAGCCAUGCGCUGA
Messenger RNA from Macrosiphum euphorbiae (potato aphid), 426 nucleotides. Lineage: Eukaryota; Metazoa; Arthropoda; Insecta; Hemiptera; Aphididae. The record is from the annotation of a GenBank genome assembly.